AUGGGGCUGAUUAUGAGGACUGCUAGGCAUGGCCUCGGCUCUAAUGCUCUUGUACUCCUCUACAAGUCCCUUGUCCUCCAGCUGCUCGAGUACGCUUCAGUUGUUUUGGUCUCCUUACCAAGGAUUGCAAAUGUGAGCGAGUUCAUACGCCAUCACGAGCCAGCCAGGUACGACCGAGAAAGUCUACGGUGGCACCGCAGACUACGCCGAGAGAUACGGGACCGUACCCCACUACGACUUUACUUGCGAGCUCACAACAGGGAGUUUCGUUUGGUGCUAUCUCCAGACCGCAGUACGUUCGCUGAAGAUGCGGUCUUUGAGGGUACCUCGGGUCGAAGGGUGCAGUUCGAUCCAGGGAAGGCCUACAGCGGGACACUAGAAGAUGAUGAUCAGGCAGUGGUACACGGGAUAGUGACCGCCGACGGAUUGUUCGACGGCACAAUCUCUACCCGCCUGGAAGAUUUUUACAUAGAGCCUGUUGGUCGGUACCUGGAACCCUCUGAGGAUGUGGGGUACCAUAGUAUCAUCUAUCGAGCUUCGGACACUGUAAGACCAACAAGACAAAGUUGUGCGUCGGCGGAGCUGGCUGAAGGUGUCUCUCCUGACCAUUCACACUCUGAGGAGAUCUCCGAUCGGAACACAAAACCUUUCAAGAGCAGAAUCCGUCGUUGGUUUCCCUUAGACGAACUAGAAUCUUCAAGGACUAUAUCUAGAUUUAACAAGUCAGAAUUGAUCAAUCAGUGGCCAAAUAAUCGGCAUAUCAUUGUAAAUAGUCCGAAUACGGUGUACCAUUUUGGUGCCAACAGAACCGAACCUACUUCCAACAAAGUACACGAAGAAAUCGUGCGUGAUUCUUUAGAUAGUAUUCGCAUCAUCAAAGUUCCUGGGGACAUUUCUAUUUUGACAAAAGUGAAGGGGAAUGAUUCAAUAAUUCCACACUAUCCGAAGACUAACCACUACAAUCCUCCAGUGGAUAGAAGUCUGUAUCCCAAGAUCCUCGUAGGCACGGGACCCACAGAUGAUAAUGGGAUCUUUGACCCCGAUGAUCUAUUAGCGAGACAGCAACACAUCCACAAGAGAGCUACUAUUGACCCUAAGAAGACCACUUGUAUGUUGUACCUUCAAGCAGACCAUCUCUUCUUUCAGAGGUAUGGAACUGAAGAGGCUUGCAUAGAAGUGAUGACACGUCAUGUCCAAAGAGUAAACGCCAUUUACAGAGUAACAGACUUCAAUCAAGAUGGGAAACCAGACAACAUAAGUUUCAUGAUCAAGAGAAUCAAAGUUCACUCAACGGAGGCUCUGCAGGAUUCAAAGUAUCGUUUCCCAGGCAACUACGGAGUUGAAAAGUUUCUAGAGCUUUUCUCAGAAGAAAACUAUGAUGCUUUCUGUCUGGCCUACAUGUUCACAUAUCGGGACUUUGAGAUGGGAACUUUGGGCCUUGCGUGGACAGGAGAUCUCAAGAAUGCAGGUGGAGUCUGUGAGAAAAAUGGGCACUAUCGAGGCAGUAUGAAGAGUCUGAAUACGGGGAUAGUAACACUACUCAACUACGGCAAACACGUUCCUCCGGCUGUCUCUCAUGUGACUCUAGCCCAUGAGAUUGGCCACAACUUUGGAUCUCCUCAUGAUCCAGAUAGUUGCACUCCUGGUGGAGAAGAUGGCAAUUACAUAAUGUUUGCCAGAGCAACAUCAGGAGACAAGAAAAAUAACAACCAGUUCUCUCCAUGCAGUCUGAACAGUAUCAACCCUGUGUUGAAUGCUAAGGCUCGCUCACCAAAGGGCUGCUUCACAGAACCUCAAGCAGCGAUUUGCGGAAACGGAGUGGUGGAAGAAGGUGAACAGUGUGACUGUGGUUGGGAGGAUGACUGCAGAGACAGCUGCUGCUAUCCACAGCGAGGCUAUCCUCCACCAGAUGAGCCUCCCUGUCACCUCACACCCAACAGUCUCUGUAGCCCAUCUCAGGGACCCUGCUGUACAUCUGAAUGCCAGCUGAAGUUUGGGGAUAAGUGUCGUGAUGACAACGGCUGCAGAGACUCCAGUUUCUGCGAUGGCCGUGGACCUUAUUGCCCACCCUCCAUCAACAAACCCAACAAGACUGUCUGCAAUGAUGAGUUUGUCUGCUUUAUGGGGGAGUGUACUGGUUCCAUCUGUCUGGCAUACGGUCUGGAGUCCUGUCAGUGUAUUCCUCAACCGCACGAGCUCCCAACCAAAGCCUGUGAGCUUUGCUGCAAGAUGCCUGGAGAAGAUCAACCCUGUUUGUCAUCCUUUGUAUGGAACAGCGCUCCAUAUGAUAUCCCAGACAUGUUCUCCAAGCCUGGCACCCCCUGCAAUGACUACAAUGGCUACUGUGAUGUCUUCCAAAAGUGUAGAGAGGUGGACCCGUCAGGACCUCUAGCCACCCUACGUAAACUUCUACUGUCAGAAGAGAGCAUAGCUUCUUUCAAGCGGUGGAUAUUGGAUCGUUGGUAUUACGCAGCCCUCAUCUGCGCCUCAGUCAUCCUUAUACUGGUGUUAAGCACUCGGCUACUUGGGAAGACAACCGACUUGAAACUGAAAGCCAUAACAAUCAUUCACAGCUCAACGACAGAGACAGUUCGUCUUCCUCUGGACUCAGAUGGGACGAAUGUUGUAGUACACCCAGCAGCUGUGAGGAGCAAACUUCCUCUCAAGCAGAGAGUGCAUGAAGCAAAUCAUCGACGGCGAGGAAAGGAAGUAGCAAAGAAAGGAAAGAUACAAGAUUCUACUAAAACUACUGACAAAGGUGAUGAAGCUACAGUUCCUUCCCCGAGGAAAGUGCAGAAAAAGGUAAUUGUCAAAAAGAAGAAGCCAGUAAAGGUUAAGAAGAAAAAGAAAGAAAUAAUAGAUUAUAGUGCGGUUCAAGAGAAAGCAGCAGGAAAGACACCUGAAGAAGAUCCACUAGGUAAAGUAAGGAAUUGGUUGUUGAAUUCUCAUAAUAUUGCUGGAUCUUUGGCUGUAAGAAAGUCAAAGUCGUCACCUGCAGGAUUUCUACAACCUGAUGCCCAAACUCGUAGUCCUGUUAAAGUCCACCGUCCUAACACAAGACCAAGUGAGCAGAGGGGAAAAUCAGGAAGUUUAGAUGCAAAUGGCAAAGAACAAGUGAAACUUCAAGUUGUGUAUAAACCUCCUUUUAAGUUUAGUGUUAAACUGAAGAAACCGACAGAAGUGGCAACAAAUGUUGUUAAGGAGAUUAAUUCAAAAGUAAACCAAAGGAAUCGUACUGCUAUUUUGGUUAAAAAUGAAAAGGAACGUAAACAUAACCAAGCAAAGAGAAAGCCAAGGACAGUCAGCUGUGAUCCAGUCAAAGAAACAAAACCGAAUACUAAUUCAAAUAAUUUGAAACCGAUAAGUGAAGAUUUAGGUAAUGGGUCCAAGAAACAGCAAUAUAAAGACAAUUCAGCACCAGAAUUAAAAACUUAUGACACCAAUGAAAAAAUUGAAAGACUGAUUUCUGUUGACAAAACUGAACCUGUAUAUCAAAAUACACCUAUUUAUCAGAACACCCAUGACAUGGCUAGUCCAAUCAAACCACCUGAAAAUUGUCCUAAAAUAGACUUACUGAGAAUGACCUCAGUUGAAGGCAUAAACCAGUCUCAAGUGCCCCUCCCUCCAGAGAAGUGCAAACCACAGAAAAUCACACGUCAUCAUUCUGUUGACGGAAAAAGUAAGGGCAACAUUUCUUUGGAUGGAGGUAGAAAGAGAAGAGGAGAUAGAUUGGAAGAUACUUACAAGAGGAACAGCCUUGCAACUGAUAAGUGUAUGGACCUUAUGAAAUUUCCCUAUACUGAUAAACCUGAAAAUGCCAAUAUGGUUGAGCCUAUGAUAUUAAAGAGACAUUCAGUUCCUCUUCUUGAUUCUGAUUUAGAUUCCAACCUCCACACGGUGCCGUCCGAUAUGGAAGUGCUACUUUCAGAGAGUGAAUAUUUAUUUUCAGAUGCGUGACAAAUAAUUUUGACACUAAUGAGGAUGUUUAUCCUAUAAAACAUUGAUGAAUAACAUUGCAAUUUGAUAUUAAUACUAUUUUAUAUACUUGUAUAAUAUAAUCCUGAACACGCUUACAGUGCCCAUAAACUAUCCCGUGGAUGUGAAUUUUGUUUUUAAUAUUUUAUAAUUAUUUAGCUUUGAAUAAAUUUUUGCAAAAAAUAAAAAAAAUAUUUGCUGUAAAGAUUUUUAUGAUUUAAAAACAAGUUUUGCAUUACGGGAUUUCGAUUAAUCAUUAGGGAUGGACAGGGAAUAACAGUUUGACCAGUUAAAUUAAUUGUAUUGGUUGAUGGGAAAACUCACUCAUAUUGAUAUAUUAUGAAAUAAACGCAUAGGUUGAUUUCAUUUCACAGACACAUUGAAAUAGUAUAAUUUCACCAACUGAAUGAUAACUGCAAAUUUCAAUCUAAGUAAAUUUGUAUACAAAUGUUAUUAUAUGUCCAGAUUCAUUACAUAAAAGUUCUUAAACUAAUAUCUUCUGAAUAGUGAUAAGUUAAUGAUUUUUAAAAGUUGUGUGUAUUUAAUAAAAAUAUAGCAUAAGCUUGUGUGUUUGUUGUAGACUUUUAUCAAUAAUCGUGUAUCUUAUAUAACCGGAUGUCUUAUUCUACCUAAAAUUUCUAACUACCUGUCUGUCCCUAUAAUAACCAUUUGUUAGUACUGACCUUCAUUAUAGUUUUUUAUUGUUGUUGAUCCUUCAUUAUGUGAUAAAAAUAAUGUUAACAUUCCAAAAUUACAACAUUUUUAUUAAUUUAUUUAGUUUUAGGUUAUUAGGUUGUAAACAUAAUAUCUAAGGCCAAAUAAUCAUAAUAACAUUUGCUAAAAUUUAUUAUGUUGUAUUCCAAUGUAUUGAGAUAUAUUUAACUGUGUUACAUUAUUGUCUCAAAGCAGUGUAUGUAAUUUUCCUUGGUCUUUCUUUUUAGAUUUAGUAACUAAGCGUAUUCCUUGAAAGUUACCUGUGAUAACAUUUCUGGAAACUUUUUACAGAGUCAUUUUUAUAAUGUUGUUGAUGAGUUUGUUUUAUUGUGAAUUGCCAAAAAAAUCUUCCAAAAAAGUGUGUCAAAUCAUCAAAAGUUAUUCCUGCAUUUUAUGUACAAUGUUUGGAGAGUGUUUUUCAACUUCUAUUUUUGAUGAAAUUUAUUACUUUUUACAGCUUUAAAUAAAAAUCUGUACACUUCAAUGUUUUUAUAAACAACAGAAAAUAUUGUAAAAAUUAAUUAGAUUCACAAAGAUUUGCUUACAACAAUGCAAUUCUUUUGAGGGUUUUGAAAUUUUGAGCUUAUAAUAACCUAUAUGAUUUCAAAAUGGGAAAGUUAUUUUUAUGUAGUCUAAGUGUCAAGUGGAUGUACCAAACACAGAAGAAAGGUGUUGAUCAAACCACCCAAAGUUGUGUGUUUUGUGAGUCUGUAAUGUAUUGUAUGUUUCAGUACUUAUAAUGAAUAAAUUAUACAUUUAUGGCCUUUUUA
Molecule: messenger RNA, 5459 nt
Organism: Homalodisca vitripennis (glassy-winged sharpshooter)
Lineage: Eukaryota; Metazoa; Arthropoda; Insecta; Hemiptera; Cicadellidae
Exons: 14
Coding region: 1-3957 (1318 amino acids)
Biological process (GO): membrane protein ectodomain proteolysis; Notch signaling pathway
Cellular component (GO): plasma membrane
Molecular function (GO): metalloendopeptidase activity
Source: RefSeq, a predicted model, not a curated record